UUUUUUUUCUUUACUUUUAAUUUUCUUCUCAUUGACAUUUAAAGAAUGGCGAUUCAACAAGCACCAUCUGAAAUUUUGGAACAGAUUUUUUUACUCUUGAACGAUGCCAAAGAAUGUAUGUCAGUGUGCAAAGCAUGGCAUUUGACGGCUUCUCGAAUAUUUUAUUCGGAAGUGACAUUAACAAGACAUAAUGCAAGUGAAUUUAUUCGCCAUAACGGGCAAAGCGGACAAUGGGUUCGGUACUUAAACUUUCACAAGAAGAUGGAUAGUAUCAGUGUAGCAGCAUUUGAAGAAUUAGUUUAUCAAGUCCCGAAUGUAAAAGUACUAGAUCUGACUGGUAUUGGCAAAUCGGUGUUGCCUCCUUUGCUGGAGGUCUUGGUAACUAAAGCUGGGUUCCAAUGCAUGGACGAAAUCAAGGUCAAUAGUAACCUUUCAGGUAAAGGUAGAGAACAACAUUUUUUAGCGUGUUAUCAGUCUCGAAAGACGAUACGACGUUUAAACCUGAAUAAUUUCCGCUCUUGUUACACUAUAAAUGAUCUAUCUGGGAAUUGCCUAGAAUUUUUGCCACAAUUUCAACAGCUGACGCAAUUAUCAAUUCAUAAUGACCUGUUGCACGGAGAUCGAUAUAUGCUCAUUUCUACCGUAUUAGACACUUGCCCUAAAUUAAUACAAUUUGGGCUGUUUACAAAGAGACAUUUCCCGGAUGGAUCUAAGCCAGGUUUGCUACAGAUGAUGGAAAAUGAUGUCACGGUGACCAAACUAAAAGCGUUAAAGAACAUGGAAUUCGAACUACAUGAUUUUCAUGAAGGCUAUAUAAAAUAUAUUGUACUCUAUACGCAGUUACAGAGAUUGAAAGUACACAUGAUGGAUACGGAUGUGCAUGAUUGGCUUACAGAUAAAGAAAAUGUGAUCAUCCCCUUUGCACAGUAUCUAUCUGGAGUCGAACAGGUGGAAUUGGUGGCAGACAUUGUGACGGGUAAAAGACAAAGAAACAAUUCGUUAGGACAUGAUAAGAUGACAAGACACUGGCAAUUUAUUAAUACGGUGAUGGCAGAAAGAAAGUUGCAUUGUCAUGUGUAUCUAUCAAUGAAGGGUGGAUAUAGUGACGAUCAACGGUUUAAGCUCAAUGUGGAUAAGAAGAAAAUGAUACUAGAAUAUCAACUUACGCCAGAAUAUCCGACAAACAAUCUGAUCCGAUUAUUUAACACAGAAGAUGAUAGUUUUAUGAUUGAUUCGAUGGAAGUAGGUGAUGCAAGUCGAUAUCGUCUAGAAGAUUGUAUACAGUUGGUGUAUUAUGUCCGAAAGAAAUGCCCUGAUAUAAAGUUUUUAUUGGUUAAUCGAUCAAGUACGCGAUAUGUUCUAGAGGCGAUUGAAUACCCGUAUGAUCUGCAAUUUGACCGAGUACAUAUGGGUGUGGGAGAAGGAAGAAAGUACACUGCAAAGACAACAAAGGAAAAGAUAAAUCAUGUGUCACUUAAAGAAGCUAUUUUAUCAACAGUAACAAUGCAAGUCUUGUGUCCGUCUCAUGUUAAGGUCCUGAAAUUGAUUAAUUGUAUUUUACCGAGUAUUUUGGAUCUCACCUUUAUCCAACAUUUACAUUAUCUCGAGAUCCAAUGUGAUGAGACAGACUUGAAGACAGUGUUAAGUAACCCCAUUGACUUGAUAUCUAUACGCGCUUCUUCCCCUAUUGUAGUACAAACAUAAAAACAUUUUUUUUUUUAAAUUAAAAGCGUCACUUUUAUUUUUGUGUUUUAUUCUAUUGGUUUAAAAAAAAAAUUGUUUUUGUUGUUGUUGUCCAUUUACCCCCAAUAGAGCUUUUUUUUUUGAUUGUCCACUCCUUUUUUUUAUAACACAACUGUAGUCACUCUUGGAGAAAGAAAAAAAAAGAAAAA
This is a messenger RNA of Mucor mucedo, 1892 nucleotides long. RefSeq lists its product as uncharacterized. The transcript has a single exon. NCBI's taxonomy places the organism in Eukaryota, Fungi, Mucoromycota, Mucoromycetes, Mucorales, Mucoraceae. The record is from RefSeq and is a predicted model, not a curated record. Gene Ontology annotation, molecular function: protein binding. The coding region runs from base 46 to 1704 and encodes 552 amino acids.